GGAGUCUUCGGUGCAGACCUUUCCGGGAGCCCCGGCUCCAGCGCGCGGAGGAAAGCGGCUUGCAGAGCUGCCCACCCCUUCUGUUUCAUCACCCAGCCCCUCCUUCACUUUAGUGAAAGGUUCCAACUCACCACCAAAGUGGACACCUCGACACCCGCUUGAUGACGUGGUCAUCGCGCAGGCCGGUCCCCGCCCCCUCUCCACUGCAGAACCUGGACCCACCAGGUGCGCUCCAUACACGUGAACCCCCUGGCAGAGACGUCAACUGUUACCACCCGCGAGAGAGGGGUGCUUUUCCAUGUGUUGACAAGAACCAAAGAGGCCUUCGGGGACUCGAGAGCUUGAAUGUUUUGGGCACCAGUCCAAGAAGGAGAACCUCAUCCUCUUCUACUCUGAAAACACUUCAUCAGGAUUAAAGGGCCUGAUGGCUGCGAAGUCCCAGCCCAACACUGCCAGACCCGGGAGUUCCAACAGCACCGCCAACGGCAAGGCUGUGACUCAAGGACAGUGGGGCCGAGCCUGGGAGGUGGACUGGUUCUCUCUGGCGAGUGUCGUCUUCCUGCUGCUCUUCGCCCCCUUCAUCGUGUACUACUUCAUCAUGGCGUGUGACCAGUACAGCUGCUCGCUGACCGCCCCUGUGCUGGACAUUGUCUCUGGUCACGCUCGUCUUGCAGACAUCUGGGCCAAGACGCCACCCGUGACAGCCAAAGCUGCCCAGCUGUAUGCCUUGUGGGUCAGCUUCCAGGUGCUUCUGUACAUGGGGCUUCCUGACUUCUGCCACAAAUUUCUGCCAGGCUACGUGGGAGGGGUCCAAGAGGGGGCCGUGACCCCUGCAGGGGUUGUGAAUAAGUAUGAGGUCAACGGCCUGCAAGCCUGGCUUAUCACACAUCUCCUCUGGUUUGCCAAUGCUCACUUCCUGUCCUGGUUCUCUCCCACCAUCAUCUUCGACAACUGGAUCCCUCUGCUGUGGUGUGCCAACAUCCUCGGCUACAUCGUGUCCACGUUUGCAAUGGUCAAAGGCUACCUCUUCCCCACCAGUGCUCAAGACUGCAAGUUCACAGGUAAUUUCUUCUACAACUACAUGAUGGGCAUCGAGUUUAAUCCCCGAAUUGGGAAGUGGUUUGACUUCAAGCUGUUUUUCAAUGGACGCCCGGGAAUCGUGGCCUGGACCCUCAUCAACUUGUCCUUUGCCGCUAAGCAGCAGGAGCUGUAUGGGCACGUGACCAACUCCAUGGUUUUGGUCAACGUCCUGCAGGCUAUCUACGUUCUUGACUUCUUCUGGAAUGAAACCUGGUACCUGAAGACCAUUGACAUCUGCCACGACCACUUUGGGUGGUACCUGGGCUGGGGUGACUGCGUCUGGCUUCCCUACCUUUACACAUUGCAGGGUCUGUACUUGGUCUACCACCCUGUGCAGCUCUCGACCCCCCAUGCUGUGGGGGUCCUGCUUCUUGGCCUGGUGGGCUACUACAUCUUCCGGAUGACCAACCAUCAGAAAGACCUGUUCCGCAGGACGGAUGGGCGCUGCCUCAUCUGGGGCAGGAAGCCCAGGGUCAUUGAGUGCAUGUACACAUCGGCUGAUGGGCAGAAGCACCACAGCAAGCUGCUGGUGUCGGGCUUCUGGGGUGUGGCCCGUCACUUCAACUACACCGGUGACCUGAUGGGCAGCUUAGCCUACUGCCUGGCCUGCGGCGGGGGCCACCUCCUCCCAUAUUUCUACAUCACCUACAUGACCAUCCUGCUGAUCCACCGCUGCCUCCGCGACGAGCACCGCUGUGCCAACAAGUAUGGCCGUGACUGGCAGCGCUACACUGCUGCUGUGCCCUACCGCCUGCUGCCCGGAAUCUUCUGAGAGCCGUCCUGGGGAGACGGGAGGGAGGCUGCUGCGAGCACGGAGAACCGCGUCCGUGUCGUCUGGAUCGCGGCUCUCCCUCGUAGGGCACCUCAGUUUUCCUCAUCUGUAAAAUGGAGAGCCUGUCCCAAGGGCAAUGCUGCCUUUACACCAGCUGCCUUUCCCACCAGCAGAAAUGACUUUUUCUCUCUUCAGUAUUACGGAGGCAGAAGAUCCCUGGUGUUGGGAGCUCUGGCUCUGUCCUGCCCAAACUCGCCCCCUGAGUACCAGGCGCCUCCUAGUCCCUGUGGUCAGAAUGCCUGCUAAGUCAGAGCCAAAGGAGGAGUCAAAGGUUGUGCCAGCGGUCCAGCGUGUCACCCUUUCUCACCCCUGGACCAGUAUCGACGGGCCAGCAGGGGGCUGUAGGGACAUCCCAGGAGGAAAGCACUUGCCUUCAUGCUGGGACUUCCACGUGGUUUCUGUCUUCUUCCUACCCUAGAGGUACCAGAGGUGUGACCUGGGGCAUGCAGGGCCGCUGUGCACUGUGCAAGCCCUAGCUAGCCCUCGGUCAGGGCCUUUUGGACAUGAAAUGGGCUUCCCAGUGCUGGACUCCAUGACGUUCACUGGAGCUUAAUCACCUGCCUGCUUCUAGAAGGUGCUCCCACUUGCCCAAAGAACAUGCCCACCCAGGCUCAGACAACCCAGGACAUCACCAGCCAAGGGCCUCAGCCACACUUUCCCCGGUAAGAGUUCCAGCCCCCAGCGGGGGUUCUCUUUUUCUAAUGUUCUCUUGUCAGUGAUCUGUCCCUAAACCUCAGGUAUUCUGUAAAACUGUUCAGAUGCGAUCCUCCAAGCCUCACUACUCAUUCUUUAUAUUAAACUUUCUCUGUUAAAUGAAA
Jaculus jaculus (lesser Egyptian jerboa) is the source of this 2730-nucleotide messenger RNA. RefSeq names its product 7-dehydrocholesterol reductase (gene Dhcr7). Gene Ontology annotation, biological process: cholesterol biosynthetic process; brassinosteroid biosynthetic process. Gene Ontology annotation, cellular component: endoplasmic reticulum membrane. The record is from RefSeq and is a predicted model, not a curated record. Bases 425 to 1852 code for a protein of 475 amino acids. Gene Ontology annotation, molecular function: 7-dehydrocholesterol reductase activity. The transcript is spliced from 10 exons. Lineage: Eukaryota; Metazoa; Chordata; Mammalia; Rodentia; Dipodidae.